Messenger RNA from Rattus norvegicus (Norway rat), 2193 nucleotides. It is a transcript of the gene Pnpla5, whose product is annotated as patatin like domain 5, triacylglycerol lipase. The record is from RefSeq and is marked provisional. Gene Ontology annotation, biological process: lipid catabolic process; lipid metabolic process. NCBI's taxonomy places the organism in Eukaryota, Metazoa, Chordata, Mammalia, Rodentia, Muridae. The transcript is spliced from 9 exons. Gene Ontology annotation, molecular function: triacylglycerol lipase activity; hydrolase activity. Bases 14 to 1375 code for a protein of 453 amino acids.
UGAACAUUCCUUCAUGCUCCAGCGCAGCACCAAGGCUGAGGAGUCUGCAGUCCCGCGUCCCAAGCGCCCAAUUAUGGACUUCCUGGAGGUAGAGGGCGGUUGGAGCCUGUCCUUCUCAGGCUCUGGCUACCUGGGCCUCUACCACGUGGGUGCCACCGAGUGUCUGCGCCAGCGCGCGCCGCGCCUCAUCCAGGGUGCCCGCCGUUUCUACGGCUCUUCCUCGGGCGCGCUCAACGCCCUGAGCAUCAUCUGUGGCAAGUCCGCAGACUUCACCUGCUCCAAUCUCCUGGCCAUGGUGAAACACGUGGAGCGGCUGAGCCUGGGCAUCUUCCAUCCGGCCUAUGGACCCAUUGAGCACAUCAAGAAAAAGCUGCAAGACGACUUACCCGACAACAGCCAUAUUGUGGCCUCCCAGAGGCUGGGCAUCUCCCUGACCCGAUGGCCUGAUGGUCAGAACUUCAUAGUCACUGAUUUUGCCACUCGGGAUGAACUCAUCCAGGCUCUGGUCUGCACCUUGUAUUUUCCCUUUUACUGUGGGACGAUACCCCCGGCAUUCAGAGGGGAGCGCUUCAUUGACGGGGCCCUGAGCAACAACCUGCCCUUCUCCAACUGUCCUACCACCAUCACCGUCUCUCCUUUCAACGGGACAGUGGACAUCUGUCCCCAGAGCACCUCAUCCAGCCUUUUUGAGCUAACUGCCUUCAAUGCCAGUUUCCAGAUCUCUACCAGGAACUUCUUUCUGGGGUUCAAAUCCCUGUUUCCCCCCAAGCCUGAGGUGGUGGCUGACUAUUGCAGACAAGGUUACCUGGAUGCCCUGAGGUUCUUGGAGAGACGGGGACUUACCAAGGAGCCAGUGCUGUGGUCGCUGGUUUCUAAGGAGCCUCCAGCCCUCGUGGAGGGGCCCAGGGGAACUGACCAUAACCAGGGUCAGGAGGCUGGUCUGAUUGUCAGGUGGGACAUCCCCAAUGUGCUGGUAAAGGACGUGCCCAACUUCGAGCUGCUGUCACCGGAGCUGGAGGCUGCAUUGAAAAAGGCAUGCAAGAGAGACUUCUGGGCCCAAAUCCAGUGUUCAGUGCCAGGGAAGGUGCUGACCUACCUGCUUUUGCCCUGUACGCUGCCCUUUGAGUAUGCCUAUUUCCGGAGCAGGAGGCUGAUGCAAUGGUUGCCGGAGGUGCCAGAUGACUUGUAUUGGAUGCAGGGCCUACUGAAGACUACCACCCUCAAGGUCUACUCCAUGGCGAAGUCAUGGCUUCUCAGCUUGGGCAGCCCACUUGUCACCAGUGCAGACGCUGGUCUCCUCUGGCAGCAGCAGGGGACAGCUGCUGCUGGGAACAGGCCCUUGAACCACAGGUUGGCGGAUUGUGCACUGGGCUAGGCCAGCCACAUGUGUGACCCUCUGAACUCUGUCCUUGCCCUCGUCUUGUGUGCUUACGCCUGCUGGAGUGACUCUGGCAGGUGGCCUGUGUUGGAGCAUCCCCCAGGAUCUCUGAGCUCAGCUCCUAACUCAGAGAGGUUGCUGAAUUACUGGCAUAAAGACCUGGCUUCCUGUCCAUGCUGUGUCAUGUGCUUCUUGUGUGGGCAGGUGGUUUCCUGGCACGGAACAAGGGCUCUCUGCAGCUGUUCCUGGGACCUUGAUCCCCCAGGUCCUCUCUGGAAGCUUCUAGCCUACUGUGUGCUCAGGCCACUGCCUUUCUUCUUGUCAGUUUUGUCAGAGAAGAAAAGACAGAACAAGCUAAGACACAUCUCAGUUCCGGGUCUCCAUGUGAGGGACACAGAAGGCAUAGGUGUCUAGCAGACGUGUGUUCUGAGCUAGGCUGGGACUGGAGAUGGUACCCCAAGGCUAUGAUCACGGUACUGACUGCUCUGACAGGGCUCCCCGCCUCCUUUCUCUGAUCCACACUUACCUAAGGGGUUAAUGCCCGUGACAAGUACAGAUGGAAGGUGGUUGGCUGGGGAGUUCAUUCUAGGGGAAAUCCUGGUCAUAGAUGCUUCUCAUGGGGAUGGGGCCUACUGCCACUGCAGCCUGGUUUCUAGGGAAGGUUUCUGGGUGGCACACGUACCAAAGGUCCUCUGGCCUCUCCUCUGUUCUUCCUAUCCCUAAAGAUAGGGUUGGGGACACUCUGCCAAGUGGGGAUGGUACUGUAGAGAAGUGGAGGUGCCGGUGAGAGAAGAGAUUAUGUAAUAAAUGCCGAG